This is a messenger RNA of Gadus morhua (Atlantic cod), 5383 nucleotides long. RefSeq names its product phosphorylase kinase, alpha 1a (muscle) (gene phka1a). The record is from RefSeq and is a predicted model, not a curated record. Gene Ontology annotation, biological process: glycogen metabolic process. The transcript is spliced from 35 exons. The coding region runs from base 211 to 3990 and encodes 1259 amino acids. Gene Ontology annotation, molecular function: calmodulin binding. Lineage: Eukaryota; Metazoa; Chordata; Actinopteri; Gadiformes; Gadidae. Gene Ontology annotation, cellular component: phosphorylase kinase complex.
UUCGCGAUAUUUGGUUGACAGCCCCUUGACAGUCCUCCUUGUCAUCUUGAAAGUUUCCCAACCGGCAACUGAUCUGUCUUCAAGUCUUCGAGUCAUUGCUCCGAGACAAGCCCCGUCCCGAGUACCGACGACAUGGGUCUAUCUGACAGGAACUAAAACCGGUUUGUUUAAGUUUAUCGCCAACGUGCGCGAUAGAGCUGCCCCGUCGAAAUGCGAAGCAGAAGCAACUCGGGCGUGAAAUUGGACAACUAUGCACGCAUCGUGCACCAAACGAUACUUCGACACCAAGACCCGGUGACGGGCCUGCUGCCGGCCAGCGAGGAGCAGCCGGAUGCGUGGGUGCGGGACAACGUGUACAGCGUGCUGUCGGUGUGGGGGCUGAGCCUGGCCUACCGCAAGAACGCAGACCGCGACGAGGACAAGGCCAAGGCCUACGAGCUGGAGCAGAGUGUGGUGAAGUUGAUGAGGGGGAUCCUGCAGUGCAUCAUGAGGCAGCUGGACAAGGUGGAGAAGUUCAAGCACACCAAGAGCCCUCUGGACUGUGUCCACGCCAAGUACAACACCAGGACCUGUGCCACUGUCGUCGGGGACACCGAGUGGGGACAUCUGCAGGUCGACGCCACCUCCCUCUUCCUCCUCAUCCUCGCUCAGAUGACCGCCUCGGGUCUCCAUGUGGUCUAUACCCAGGACGAGGUGGACGUGAUCCAGAACCUCAUGUUCUACAUCGAGGCCGCGUACAAAGUGGCUGAUUAUGGGAUGUGGGAAAGAGGGGACAAGACCAACCAGGGUAUCAUCGAACUGAACGCCAGCUCUAUAGGCAUGGCUAAGGCGGCGCUAGAGGCCCUGGACGAACUCAACCUGUUCGGAGCCAAAGGAGGACCUGGCUCUGUGGUGCACGCCCUGGCUGACGACAUCCAGCACUGUCAGUCGAUCCUGUCGUCCAUGUUGCCGCUGGCGUCCAUGUCCAAGGAGGUGGACGCCGGUACGCUGGCCAUCCUGACCUACCCCGCCUUCGCUGUGGAGGACAUGGCUCUGGUCAACCUCACCAAGGAGGAGAUCAUCUCCAAACUACAGGGUCGGUAUGGAUGCUGCAGGUUUCUCAGGGACGGCCACAAAACUCCCAAAGAGGACCCCAGCCGCCUGUACUACGAGUCAGCGGAGCUCAAGCUGUUUGAGAACAUCGAGUGUGAGUGGCCCCUGUUCUGGACCUACCUCAUCCUGGACGGGAUCUUCACCAACAGCCCUGAACAGGUACAGGAGUACCAGGAGGCGCUGGAGGGGAUCCUGAUCAAGCAGAAGGACGGGAUCCCCCUGGUUCCGGAACUUUACAGCGUUCCACACGACAAGGUGGAGGAGGAGUAUGGGAGUCCUCACAGCGUGGAGAGGAUACCCCUGGGGAAGCUUCCUCUGAAAUGGGCCCAGUCUCUCUACGUCCUGGGGAACCUGCUGGCUGAGGGUUUCCUGGCCCCUGGAGAGAUCGACCCUCUGAACAGACGCUUCUCCACCAUUCCCAAACCGGACGUGGUCGUCCAGGUGGCGGUCCUGGCGGAGAGCGAGGACAUCAAGGCCCUGCUGCUGAAGGAGGGCAUCGAGGUGGAGACCGUAGCGGAUAUCCACCCCCUCCACGUCCAGCCCUCCAGGGUGCUCGGCCACAUCUACGCCCGCCUCGGUCGCAACAAGAGGCUGGGCCUGACGGGCCGGCCAUACCGCCGCAUCGGGGUCCUUGGGACCUCCAAGUUCUACAUCAUCAGGAACACCAUGUUCUCCUUCACCCCCCAGUUCAUAGACCACCAGCAGUUCUACCUGGCCCUGGACAACCAGAUGAUCGUGGAAAUGCUGCGCACGGACCUCUCCUACCUCUCCUCCCGCUGGAGGAUGACCGGCAGACCCACCGUCACCUUCCCCAUCUCUCAGAGCAUGCUCACCGAGGACCACAAAGCUCUGGACCCGGCAGUGUUGGCCAUGCUGAGGAAACUCCAGGAUGGAUACUAUGGAGGAGCCAGGGUGCAGACAGGCAAGCUCUCGGAUUUCCUGACCACUUCCUGUUUCGCCCACCUCAGCUUCCUGGAUGGUAAGGCUCCGGGAAACGGGCAGUGUUUCCCUGGCGACCCAGAGCAUGGUGGUGCUGAUGCUGGGGAGGAUGAUGACUUCAGAAGUUUGCAUGAGCUUCCUUAUGAUGACGACCCAGAGUCAGACGAGCUGUCCCAGUACCUGGACCAGCUCCUGGCCCACGCCGCGCCCCAGAAGCGCUCGCCAUCAGCCAAGGGGCUGGGCCGCUUCAAGGCCGCCGCCACCAAGACCAAGGACAUGGUGUCUCUGAUGAGCAAGGCCCAGGGCCUCAACAUACACAAUGCCAACAUGUAUGUUCCCAACAAGUUGUUUCACUCUGCUCAGCCUUCACUGCACCUCAACCUCUCUGAAAACCAAGAGCCGCAGGGGCCCAAGGUGGUGGUGACGGGGGCGGAGGGCGGUCCGGUGGACCACGAGGCGAUGGUCCAGCUGCUGAAGGACACCCACAACCUGCAGGACCAGGGGGACAUCCUCUACAUCCUGUUCAAGGACAAGGGCCUGGACUGGGACACGGGGCUCCAGGGGAAGGGCUCCACGGUGCGCUGCCUGCUGGGGGAGCUGUACCAGCGGGCCGGGGGGCAGCACCUCUGGGGCCUGGUGCGCUUGAUCUCCGGGAUGCUGCGGCAGAAGGUGGAGGAGCUGGACUGGGCGUGCUCCGAUCUGCUGGCUCACCAGAAGCACCUGACGGUGGGCCUUCCCCCGGAGCCCAGAGAGAAGACCAUCACCGCCCCCAUCCCCCUCGAGCAGCUCAGCCUCCUCAUCGAGGAGGCCAGCGACCAUAACAUCACCGUGGCCGUGCUCACCCAGGAGAUCAUAGUGUUCCUAGCGAUGAGCAUCCGCACCCACCCGGACCUCUUCGCGGAGAUGUUCCGUCUCCGCAUCGGCCUCAUCAUCCAGGUGAUGGCCACCGAGCUGGCCCAGUCGCUGAACUGUAACGAGGCGGAGGCUACAGAGAGUCUGAUGAGCCUGAGUCCCUCUGAGCUGAAGAACCUCCUCCACCACAUCCUGAGUGGGAAGGAGUUCGGAGUCCAGCGCAACAUGGGUGAGGUGGACACCGGAGUGAGUCCUGCCAUCUCCAUCCAUCUCCAUAGCAACGCAGGGGCGACCAAAAGUGAGCGAGCCGGCAUCAGCAAACUGAAGAGCGACAUGAAGAUGCUGGAACACAGACUGUCCCUGACAGACCCCAGUAAGAUCAACCACAGUUUCUCUUUAAGGGGGCCAAAUAAGAUGGACCACAGAUUGUCCCUGACGGAUGUUAUGAAGCUUGAGUACAAUUUGGAGUCACGCAAGAGUGCCCCCUCCCAGUCUCUGGGCGUUGAACAACCUGGGUGCCUCAGGAGGCCUUCCGCAGACAUGCCGGAUGUUCCUGAGAGUGUCCCGGUUGCUAGGGAUACCAGGCAUGGCCAAUGGCUGCGCAGGCGACGCCUCGACGGAGCGCUGAACCGCGUGCCCGUCGGCUUCUACAAGAAAGUCUGGAAGAUUCUGCAGAAGUGCCAUGGUCUGUCCAUAGAGGGAUACGUGCUUCCGUCCUCCACAACCAGAGAGAUGACGCCCGGGGAGAUCAAGUUCUCGGUGCACGUGGAGGCGCUGCUGAACCGCGUGCCGCAGCCCGAGUACCGCCAGCUGCUGGUGGAGGCCAUCCUGGUGCUCACCAUGCUGGCCGACGUGGACAUCCAGAGCAUCGGCUCCAUCGUGCACGUGGAGAAGAUCGUGCACCUCGCCAACGACAUGUUCUACAAGGAUCAGAUGGACCUGGGGGCUGAGGAGCAGAUGCUGGAGCGCGACCCGGCGAACGGCGUGUGCCGGCUGCUGUACGACAGCGCCCCUAGUGGCCGCUUCGGCACCAUGACCUACCUCACCAAGGCCGUGGCCACCUAUGUGCAGGACUUCCUGCCCGCCGGGGCCUGCGCCGUGCAGUGAGCACCGUGCGUGGGCUUGCACAGUGGAGCGUGGGCAGUGACGUGCACGUACGGUUAGACUUUGAAUCCGAAAGUAUUGGAUUUUCGUGAAUGGGGAUGCACAUGUGUGUGUGAAUACAGAAGUACGCACAACUACAACUGCGUGCAUAUAUACAUAAACACACACACACACACACACACACACACACACACACACACACACACACACACACACACACACACACACACACACACACACACACACACACACACACAGAGAGGGGGGGGGGGGGUGCAUACAAACACACACAGGUGAACACAAACACACAAAGCUAACAAACAGGAAAGUCCCUCCUGUCCAGUGCACUGUUAAACCAUCACCAGCCUUUGCCCCUAGAGGGCGCCAUGCUCAAGACAGCUUUACAAAGAGAUGGAUGCAAUCCUUGACGUGUUUGUUGUAGCUUCUUAAAGAAGGGAAUAUCAAGAGACAAAAAUGUAUACAAAUUAUGAUAGAAUAAUUUUAGGUUUGAAAAUACUGUUACAUAAUGGCUGAUUGACUGACUGAUGAGAUUUUAAAUCCUAGUACUGUUUACUGUUAAGCGUCAUUAACCUCACUAUACAAGAGAUUUUACGUGAAAAAUCCUUAAGCUGUCCUUUAUUAAGUUAACUUUUCUGUUGAAUGUAUAAAAUAAUCGCAAAACUAUUGCUUGAUUCAUUGUUUUAAUGAAGCGAUUAUGUCUUUUUAGUAUGAGUUUCUUAUUGCUGUAAAAUUAUUGCAUGUUUCCGAGCCAUUGAUGGUAAAAGAGAUAUGUUAAUGGUGAACCAGAAUAGUGUAACUGUAUUUGGAAUAAGUCGAUUUAACUUAAAUGCUUAAAAUUGUGUUCCUUUUUAAAAGGAAUUGAGUUAAAUGUAGGCCUACAUUGUUUGAACUUACCUUUUGUUUAGGUCAGUUAGUGAAAUGCAUGGAAAAUAUUCAUAGUCAUAGGGGCUAUCCUGCUGUUUAGAGGUCUCCUGUUUGACAACAAAUAGUUUGGUUGACCGUUACGAGUAUUUUCGAAAUCUAUCCAAUUGUGACAUCACAAGAAGGAGUGUUGUUCGCAGAUCCUGUGAUUUACGUGUCAGCUCGAGCCUACUAGUUGAUACAGCAGAUGUCACACAGGGAUUGUUUUUUAAAAAGCUUGGUACGGCCCGUCAACACCUUGUGCUUAAAUAGUACAUUUUUUUAAAUAUUUUAGAAAUACAUUUUAAUUAACCAGGUUUUUGAAAUUUGAUGAUACACCAUAUGAUGAAAAAUAACAAUGUUCAUGAAAUGAUCGAUGGAAUUACAUAUUGAAUGUAAAUUCAUGUUAUUCUAGGCACACAUCAUACUUUUGGUAAUUGUAAGACUCAAACUAUUUAAAGUAAUAUAAACAACA